This is a messenger RNA of Gadus macrocephalus (Pacific cod), 2686 nucleotides long. Its product is annotated as transcription initiation factor TFIID subunit 4-like. Gene Ontology annotation, molecular function: RNA polymerase II general transcription initiation factor activity; DNA binding. Lineage: Eukaryota; Metazoa; Chordata; Actinopteri; Gadiformes; Gadidae. The record is from RefSeq and is a predicted model, not a curated record. Gene Ontology annotation, biological process: DNA-templated transcription; transcription initiation at RNA polymerase II promoter. Gene Ontology annotation, cellular component: transcription factor TFIID complex. The transcript has 6 exons. Bases 1500 to 2354 code for a protein of 284 amino acids.
CACCCCUGCUGCACAGUGUCAGCCCCGUCCCGGGCUGACUGCACCUCCUCAAAGGAUUGUAGCUCCACAACAGUUGAUUGUCAGGGCGCCUCAACCGCAGACGACCAUCCAGCUGCCCUCUGGCUUUACCAUUCCUCAGGGGAUGGUCUUGGUGCGGACGGAGCUGGGACAACUUGUGAUGGUCCCGCAGCAAGCGCUAGCACAAGCCCAGGCUCAGAACAACCUCUCCCCGCGACCCUCCACGCCUACAACCGGGCCCUCAUUCAGAGCCCCCGGCCCUCAGUCUUCCUCCCAGACCACCCGGCAACAAUGUCUCCUGGCCCCAGCCAAGGUGGCGCCAUCUCCUUCUCCUUCCAGCCCCGCCCUACAGACCUCCACCUCUACCUCUUCCUCCUCCUCCUCCUCCUCUUCUUCCUCCUCGGCCUCUGCACUCCACCCUGUGAGAGCACCUUGUCUGUAGUCCUCCACCCUCUCAUCUCCUGCCUUUGUAAUGCCCUCCACAUGGAAAAGAAGAUAGACAAGCGAGUAGAUCAAUGAAAUCAGAAGUCGCCGCUUGUCGCCAUAUUUAACUUAAUUCUUUUUAAACUCCAAUGUCAGAUUAUAAUAGAUAGAGUUUUCAAUUUCGCAAACGUUUUCUUUCGGUUUCAGUUGGAGUCAGUUUUAGGUUGUCGUUUUAAGAACAGGCCCAUGUUUAUUCAGGGAAUAUAAUAGGGAUAUGGGGGAAAAAGGGGAUCAAUAAUGUAUUGUUUAUCUUGAGGAAGCCUCUGUGUUCCAUGUGGGCAAAUUCAGCAGCGCUGAAUGCUUUCCACAAUCCGCGCUCGCUCCAGGCAGCGAGCAGCACUCGCUGAGGAGUCUUUUGUGAGCAGACACCACGGUUUCUGUUAUUUAUUCUUGUUUAUUUUGAGAUUCAGUUAAACUGCAACUACUUAUUGUCGUCGUAGUUUUAGCUUUAGUUAACAACGGUAACACUGCUCCCUGAGGCACUGACCGUAGUUGAACCCACUUGUUAUCGCAAGAAAGUCAUAAUCAACACGUCCACAGAGGUCAGUGUUCUGCACAUUAGACUUGAGCCUCCUGCUGCCUCUGACUGGCCCUUUACUUGUGCUUCUGCCGCUGAACAGUUGUUACCUACACCAAGGAUGGGCAUUAUGGUGUUCAAAUCUUUUGCCUAAUAAAAGGCUGCUCACGUGUAGUGUUCUUCUUCUGCUGUCAGAAGAAACACACCUACACCGUUAGAAUAUGACAUGGGGUUAUAAAAGGCCGUUGCUGUUUCAUCCAAUCCGUCCUUUCAGAUUUGUUUGGGACCUAGAGAUUACAGCAGAAGGGAUUAAGAACACCUAUUCGUACAUUUUUAAUGCUCGACAUUCAUGCUAAUCAUGUUAACUUUUUGAUCGACGGGUUAAAUCGCUAUACCGUGCUAUAGACGGAAGGGCUGCAUUAAACCGGGGCAGUGGCGUCAGUAUUGUGUGUCGAGGGUCUGCCCGCGUCAGGUGGCCGUUAUGAGGAGCUGCCUUGCUCCGAGGCUCUGCCGCCCCCCGCCCGCCGUGGGCCUGGGACCACCUCCCCUCCCCUCCCCUCCCCUCUCCUCCCUGCCCCUGUCUGUGGAGCGGCGUCCCCGCCCGCGCCAGGACACCCGAUGUGACAGCGGCGCCGUCGCGGCCGGCCCCCGUCCUCCGUGGCCUUGCUGCCGGCCGGGCGUCACCUCCUGUUUAACUCUCUGUCUCCCCCGCUCCUCCAGAAGGGGCCCCGUGGCCCCCGCCGUGGCAGUGACGGCUCCCCAGCAGGCCCCCGCGUCGGGGGCCCCCCAGGCCCGGGCCGCGGCCGUGGCUGCGGCCGCCUCGCAACCGACUCAGCCCCCGCAGACGGCCGUCGCCGUGGCCCCCGGGGGCCCGGCCGUAGCCCAGGAAAUGCAGGACAACGUGAAGAAGUGUAAGAACUUCCUGGCCACGUUGAUCAAGCUGGCGUCCCACAAUUCUCCUUCCCCCGAGACAUCCAAGAAUGUCAAGAGCCUGGUCCAGGAUCUGUUGGACGCCAAGAUCGAGCCGCCCAGGAAGUUCACCAGCCGGCUGCAGGCGGAGCUCAAGUCGUCCCCUCAGCCCUACCUCGUGCCCUUCCUCAAGAAGAGUCUCCCGGCCCUGCGGUUGUCUCUGCUCAGCAGUCAGCAUUCGGUGCCCACCCCCCAGCAAGGGGUGAAGCCGGGGGUCUACCCCCGGCCCCCCGGUGGCGGGGGGGGCAGCGGGUCCGGGUCCACUACCCCACCAGCGUCGGACCGGCCACGGGGGCGGGCGGGCUGGCGGCCGCACACACAGCCGGCGUGGUACGUAGUACGGACCGGGAGGAGCGUCACACACUGACUGGACCGGAGGGCUUUGGGCCUCUCUGUCUCUCUCACUCUUUGUCUCUCUCUCUCUGUCUCUCUCUCUCUCUCUCUCUCUCUCUCUCUCUCUCUCUCUCUCUCUCUCUCUCUCUCUCUGUCUGUCUGUCAGUGUGUCUCCCUCCCUCCCUCCCUCUCUCUCUCUCUCUCUCUCUCUCUCUCUCUCUCUCUCUCUGUCUCUCUCUCUGUCUCUGUCUCUCUCUUUGGCACUCUCUCUUGCAGUUUCUCUCUCUCUCACUCUCUCUCUCUUUCUCACUUUCCCCCUCUCUCAAACUGUCUUUACAAUCUCGCUCUCUUUCUGUCUCUAAUUCU